Molecule: messenger RNA, 1458 nt
Organism: Colletotrichum spaethianum
Lineage: Eukaryota; Fungi; Ascomycota; Sordariomycetes; Glomerellales; Glomerellaceae
Product: N amino acid transport system protein
Exons: 2
Coding region: 1-1458 (485 amino acids)
Biological process (GO): amino acid transmembrane transport
Cellular component (GO): vacuolar membrane
Molecular function (GO): amino acid transmembrane transporter activity
Source: RefSeq, a predicted model, not a curated record
AUGACGGACGGCAUCUCCAACACGAUCAGCUCUGGUCGCAACAAGGGCUCCAAGAACAAGGACGGCUCGGACGCCGAGAUGAGCCAGGCCCCCAAUCCCUGGCCAAUGAACGACAACACCAUGCUUGGCGAGACAAGCGAUGAGAUGAACGACGCUCGGCUGAAGCAGAUUGCGGCCCAGGGCAGUGCUCACUUCCACCGCCUUGGCUGGAAACGCCUGGCGAUUGUGACCAUCGUUGAGGCGGUCGCUCUCGGUGCACUCAGCUUGCCUUCCGCCUACCACACACUCGGAAUGUUCCCUGGUGUCUUCCUCACCAUCACCAUUGGAAUGCUCUCCAUUUUCACCAGUUAUCUCGUUGGCCGCGUCAAGUUGGCCUAUCCUCACGUUGCCAACUACGCUGAAGCCGGAAGACUUUUGUUUGGCCGUUACGGACGUGUCGGAUACGAACUUUUUGGAGCUGCCCUUGUCCUCGAGCUUGUCAUGGUUGUAGGAUCGCACGCUCUUACCGGCAGUAUUGCAUUGGUCGAUAUAAAUGGAGGCCAUGUCUGCUCCAUUGUAUUCUCUGCGGUGUCGGCCAUCAUCCUCCUCAUCCUCGCCAUCCCGCCUUCGUUCACUGAAGUUGCUAUCCUCGGUUACAUCGACUUCGUUUCCAUUGUGGCUGCUAUUGGAAUCACCGUCAUCGCCACGGGAAUCCAGGCCAACAAGGCCCCGGGAGGUCUUUCGGCUGUCGAAUGGUCUGCUUGGCCCAAGGAGGGAGUCUCCUUUUCCGAGGCCUUUGUCGCUGUCAGCAACAUUAUCUUCGCCUUCAGUUUCGCCAUCGGCCAGUUCUCUUUCAUGGACGAGAUGCAUACACCUACCGAUUACAUGAAAUCCAUCUGGGCAUCCGGCGGAAUUCAGAUUUGCAUCUACACAAUCACCGGCGCCCUGUGCUACGCGUUCAUCGGUCCCUCAGUUCAAUCUCCGGCUCUUCUCUCCGCCGGACCUCUUAUUUCAAAGAUUGCCUUUGGAGUUGCCAUCCCUGUCAUCUUUAUCUCCGGUUCGAUCAACUCGACUGUUGCCCUCCGAUAUAUCCAUGGCCGCAUGUACAAGAACUCGCACCUGAAGUACAUUAACACUCCCAUGGGUUGGGCCAGCUGGAUCGUCCUUGUGGUUGUCUUCACUCUCAUCGCCUGGGUCAUUGCUGAGGCUAUUCCUAUCUUCUCCGACUUGCUUUCACUGGCCUCGGCUCUGUUCGUUUCAGGUUUCUCAUUCUACCUCCCUGCCAUUAUGUGGUUUGCACUCCUCUGCAAGGGUAAGUGGUUUGCCCGCGAGAACAUCCUCAUCAGUCUUGGAAGUAUUUUGGCCUUCAUUGUCGGUGCUGUGACUUUGGUUGCUGGUACUUACUCGACUAUUGUUGACAUUAUCGACGAGACAACCAAGGGUAGUGCUCACAAGCCAUUUGCUUGCCGAUCGUCUUAG